GCGGGGGCUGCGGGGCCCCCCCCGGGACGCUGCGCGGGGGCUGCGCGGCGCUGAGCCCCGCCGAGCCCGGCCAUGGCCGCGCCGGAGCCGGCCCAGGUGCCCGAGGCUCUCCAGGAGGUCACCGUCACCGCCACUGAGAAGCUCUGGCCGCUCGCCGACCACUCCCCCGCCCUCCCAGCAGGCUUCCCCGUGUACAACCCCGACCUGCUCGCUCAGCUGGAGCAGGGGGAGGAGGUGUGGAUCCCCGACAUCCCAAGCUCGGAGGAGGAGGAGGAGGAACAACUGGCGAGACCCCUCUUGAGGUUGUGGACGAGGAAGAGGAAACGGUGGAGGAGCUGCCGAGAUGCUGGGAGCUCCUCCGGCUCCAACUCCUCUCACUCAGCAGAUGAUGGGUGGACGAGCGAGACGGAGGACAGUUCUCAGGAGGAGGAUGGAGAGCUGCACGGUGGGUCGUCAAGGAAAUCCAAAGGUGGCAUCUCCCUGGGCUACGAGCACCACAAGAACCACUCGGGACGGAGAUCGGCUUCUUCCAGCCACAACGGGAGAAAACCUAAUACCAAGAGUCCCUCAGGAAUGCGGCUGGGGCAGCACAAGCAUGUCUGCAGCAAGUGUGGGAAAAGCUUCAGCCGUGGCUCCUCCCUCAACCGGCAUCGGAGGGUCCAUCAUGGGGAGAAACCCUUCACCUGCCCCAAGUGCAGGAGAACUUUCACGUGCAGCUCCACCCUUAAGGACCACCAGAAGAGCCACUGCCAGGAGAAACCCUACAAAUGCCCCAGCUGCGAGAAACGCUUCACUUCCACUAAGUCGCUCAGAAAACAUUGCAUGCUCCACUUGGAGAAUGGGCCGUACCAGUGCCACGAUUGUGGGAAAAACCUCACUUCCAACUCAGCUCUUAUCAUCCACCGCAGGAUACACACCGGGGAGAGACCCUACGAGUGCCCCGACUGUGGGAAAACCUUCAUGGCCAACAGGUCCCUCAACAAGCAUCGCAAGAGCCACAUGGAAAGCACGAUCUUCAUCUGUCCGGACUGUGGGAAAAAACUCAAUUCCCAGUCCACCUUCGUCAUCCACCGCCGAAUACACACCGGGGAGAGACCCUAUGAGUGCCCCGACUGUGGGAAAACCUUCAUCGCCAACAAAUCACUCAGCAAGCAUCGCAAGAGUCAUACGGAGGAGGGGUCCUAUAAGUGCCCUGAGUGUGGGCAAACCUUCUCAAAGAACUCGGCCUUCGUAGCCCAUCUCAGGACCCACUCCGGCUGCGAGAAAACCUUAUUUGAAAGCUCAUCUUUUAAGCGACACCGGAAAAAGCACCUGGUAGAGAAACCCUAUCAGUGCUCCGAAUGCGGGAUCGGCUUCACCGUCCACUCGGGUCUCCUCUUCCAUCAGAAGACCCACAUAGGACCCAGGCCCUACGUCUGCUCCGACUGCGGGAAAGGUUUUCGGGAGAGCACCUCCCUCCGUAGGCACCAGCGUAUCCAUACGGGUGAGAAACCCUACCGGUGCUCUUACUGCGAGAAGAGCUUCCGGGCCAGCUCCACCCUCAUCAUCCACCGAAGGAUCCACACGGGGGAGAAACCUUAUAAAUGCACCAAAUGCACCAAGUGCUUCAUGUCCAGCUCUUCCCUCAGGAAGCAUCUGCGGACGCAUCUCCGCAAGGAGCUGCUGGUGGGUCCCAGUCAGUACGAUGCUCUCAGCUGGCAGAAAGCCGAGCUACAUCCGAGGUUGAGCGUGUACACGGGGUAUGUGAGGUUGUGCCUGUGGACAUGGUCCUUGGGGAGCCACUUGCACCCCAACCAGAAGCUGGAGAAACUGGUGGAGCUGGGGCUGGAGAGCUGGAGCCCCCUGAUUGUGGUGCUGGUGGGGGUGUGCCUGCAGUGGAUCAUCCAUGCCAAGAGACUUUUCUGUCGGCGCCUGGGUGAGCGUGGUACCGGCAACACGGCACGGCAGAUCCUGCUCAGCUCUGCUUGGGAAGAUCCUGCCGAGGCGCAGGGCCGGAGCCCAGUCCAGGGGCUUGUUGGGCAAGUGGUUUUGGCCGCUCGGAGCCAGAGCGAGGACGUCUGGGUGCAGCCCCUGGAGCUUGAUGUGACCCCCCCAGCACCCCAGUACCCAUCCCCUGCUAUGCCCAAAGCCCUGUGGCGGGCCUCUCUCGUCGCCCCACGGCCCGGCACGCACACCCACACCGCAGCGAGGCAGCGGAAGAGCUUUUACUCUGUUUCCAUCCUCCUCCCAGUUAUUUUUUCCUUUUUGCAGAGGUCUUGCUGGUCCUCAUCUCCUCUCCCAUCUGCAGCCAAGGGAGGGAGAGCAGCCGGGGGUGAAGAGAGAUGGGCUUUUCAGCCCCAAAUCAGCCUCAGGAUGGAAGAAGGGGGAGAGACGGUGGCAGCUGGUCCCACGGGGAGAGAGGAGAUGGGCGGCCCCGGGAGCAUCUGGACAGGAGACGGGAUGCGGAGGGAGGAUGAAGGAUGCUGCGUGGAGCAGGGAUGUCCUGAUGGAGCCAAAGUGGGUGAAAUGGUGGUAAAAUCCAAAGAGAAUAACCGUGGGAGAGCUUGUGAGAGCGACCGGGGGAUGGAGGGAUGUCUGGGGAUGGAGCAGACAGACGAAUUCACCUGUGGCGAGGGGCUCUUUGCAGAAGAAAGUCUCUACGAAUGUUCUCACUGCAAGAAAUGCUUCCAGGACAGGUCAGAGCUCAUUUGCCAUCAGAGGUUGCACAGAGGAGGAAAGACUUUUAAAUGCCAAGAGUGCGGAAAGGAGUUUGGGAAGAGCUCGGACCUUAGUUCCCACCAGAAAAGCCACAUGGUGGAAAAACCCUACCAGUGCUCGACAUGCGAGAAGUUCUUCAAGGACAGGUCCACCCUCAUCAGGCACGAGAGAGUGCACACGGGAGAGAAACCCUACAAGUGUUUGGAGUGCGGGAAGAGGUUCACCCGCAGCUCGGACAUCAUCGUCCAUCAGCGGAUUCACACGGGGGAGAAACCCUUCGAGUGCUCCGAGUGUGGGAAGAGGUUCAGCCAACGGUCCAACCUCUUCACCCAUCAGAUCGUGCACACGGGGGAGAAACCCUUCACCUGCCACGAGUGCGGGAAACCCUUCGCCCGGAGAUCCGAGCUCACCAUCCAUCAGCGAACGCACACCGAGGAGAAGCCCUACCAGUGCUCCCAGUGUGAAAAAUCCUUCCGGGGGAGGUACGGACUCUUCAGGCAUGAGCGGUUGCACACGGGGGAGAAACCUUACGAGUGCUCUGAGUGCGGGAAGAGCUUCGGCCAGAGCGGGGACCUCAUCACCCACCAACGCUUCCACACGGGGGAGAAGCCCUACCACUGCGCUGAGUGCGGGAAGUUCUUCUGCAAUAAAUCCAGCCUCGUGAAACACCAGAAAUGGCAUCUGGGGGAGAAGCCCUACAAGUGCCACGAGUGCGGGAAGAGCUUCGGGCAGAGCUCGGACCUCAUCACCCACCAGCGAACCCAUACGGGCGAGAAGCCCUACCCCUGCACCGAGUGCGGGAAGAGGUUCACCAGGAAAUCCAGCCUCAUCGUCCACCAGCGGGGACACAGAGGACGGAGAACUGGAGAACGCUCAAAAUGUGGGAAGAGCUCGGAGGAAGACUCCAGCACUGAUGCUCCCGGGAGCGUGGGCAUGGGAGAGAGCUUGUCCCCGUGCUCCGAGUGUGCGAAGCCCCUCGAGGAGGCAUCAAGCCUCCUUGACCAGCAGAGGUGAUGGAGAGGAGAAGAAAACCUCCCAAGUGCCUGGAAGAGGAGAAAUGGCUGGGCUUGGCUGGGCUGGGUUUGGCUGGGCUGGGCUGGGCUGGGCUUGGUUGGGCUUGGUUGGGCUUGGCACCAAGAUCACACAAGCUGAUCAGAAACGAGAGCAGCGUGGGACAUCCUCCCAUGUGAGAUUUAACUUUUUUGUGUGUGUUUUGGAGACAACCCAGGGGAACAAAAGAGUUAAACGCUACAGCGUGGGUUCAUCCAUGAUGGAAAAAGGCUAAUUCCUCAUGUUAUCGCGUAGAUUGUUUAAUAGUCUUCGCUUUGCUCUUCCAGCAGCUUCAUCCAAACCCUUCGCUCCCUGGUGAGAGCCCUUCUCUCAUCCUAUCCCCUCUUUUUUUCAACAUCUAGCUGCUAUAUUUUUUUAUAGUUAGCUUGGUCCAGGUGUCUGCUGCACGUCCAGCCUCGACGCGUUAAAUCUCGACUUAGAAAGAAACCGGGUCAGUUGUUCCUAAGGAGAUUUUUAAAAAAAUUAUUUUCUUAUUGGAUAUUUGCACAUUUGAUAAAUACCUAAGGAAAUUUUAAAUAUUGCCAGAGGCAUAUUAGCAGAACGAGCAUUCUCCCUCCGGAAGGUGAUGUUUUUAAUGGUGGAGAAAAUCAAAAGGUCUCCACUGUGGAUGUUGGGGAGUGGAGAGAGUGGAUCCACCCAAUCCAAGGGAAAACCGUGAGGUUUCAGUGAAAGGAGCACAACGUGGAAGGAUCGGUGUCCCAGAUGGAAACCGCCAGAGGCAGUUUAUAUGAAAUUGUCAAUAAAUAACCCGUUUCUUUCCUUU
Molecule: messenger RNA, 4531 nt
Organism: Phalacrocorax carbo (great cormorant)
Lineage: Eukaryota; Metazoa; Chordata; Aves; Suliformes; Phalacrocoracidae
Source: RefSeq, a predicted model, not a curated record